GAUGUCGUCAAGCCAAGUCACCAAGAAGCCACAGGGUCGACUCGCAAAAGCGUUGGCAACGGUACAGCAGAAAGCAGCCGUCUUGGCGGAUUCAAUUAUCUUCAAUGUGUUUUUCGCAUUUGUUAUCUUCUCCAAUUCCGUGUUUCUUGGGAUGCAGCUUGAGUGGAGUGCUCUCAAAGUGGACAAGUUUGUGGAGCCAGCUUUCCUAGUUGCACACCUGAUCUACGCUGUAUUGUUCACAGUGGAGAUGAGCAUCCGGGUUACUGCUGCUGGCCCCAGUGCUUACUUCUUCGGCCAAAGCUGGGCAUGGAAUUGGCUGGAUGUGGUGGUGGUCAUCCCUGCGUGGGUCGAGCUUGCAAUGGACUUUGCAAUGCGAGGGGGCACCGAAGGUACGGGAACCAGCAACUUCCGUAUCAUCCGCGUCUUCAAGAUCACCAGGCUUCUCCAAGUGGUUCGGUCAUUGAGAAUUGUCCGCUUCAUAGGGGCGCUACGUGCACUUGUGAUGUCAGUGAUAGACACCACUCGUCAGCUUAUUUGGGCGUUGGUUUUGCUGACUCUGGUAAUCUACAGCUUUGGCAUACUUUUCACAGAUGCUAGCCAAGAUCACAUGUUCAGAAAUGGGCCUGAUGCCGCCAUGGAUGAGCACUUUGGCAGUGUUUAUGCAUCUUGCACUACGUUGUUCCGUUCAAUCUUGGCCGGCAUGGACUGGAACGUCGCGGCCGAUGCGUUGACACCUCUUGGCCAGCUUUGGGUGCAGCUGUUCAACCUCUACAUUGCCUUCUGUGGCUUUGCAGUGCUAAAUGUGAUGACGGGAGUCUUCGUGAACAGUGCCAUAAAGACCAGGGAGAAGGACCACGAGACCAUGCUGCAAAACACCCAGCGUUUCAAAGAUCUGGUGAGCAAAGUGUGGAAGAAGAUCGAUGUCAGUGGCCUCGGCCAGUUGACCAUUUCGGAGUUCGAAGGCAUCUUCAAGGAUGAGGAUAUGAUGGCUUUCUUUGAUGCCAUCGAAAUCAAUGCUGUGGACGCCUGGACUCUUUUUGAUAGCCUCGAUGCUGACCGUGACCAUUUGGUGAGCUAUGAAGAGUUCUCGCAGAGAUGUCGGCAGUUGCAUGGGCCUGCUAGGUCGGUUGACCUCUACGCGCUGAAGUCCCAGCAGGACAAGAUGCGGGACCAGCUGAAGAGUUUGGAGGCUAUCCAGGAAACCAGUGCUGCCCAUCUCAACAUGCUGCUGCAGAUGACUGCAGGGAGUUCUAAGAUCAACCUCGACCCUGCGUCGGCGGUUUGGGGCGUGUGA
Symbiodinium pilosum is the source of this 1294-nucleotide messenger RNA. NCBI's taxonomy places the organism in Eukaryota, Dinophyceae, Suessiales, Symbiodiniaceae. The record is from the annotation of a GenBank genome assembly.